UUAUAAGGAAAGUUGAAGCAUUCCUGAGCACCUCGGUAUAAAGUCGUCUCGAGUAGACAUUUGUUGUGAUCGUUUCCAUGGAGCCGGAACACCCCAAAACACCAUCCCGACCUUCGAAGUCGCCGAUCCCCGCCUACGACUAUUUCCAGUAAAAAGACCAGAACAUACCCGACGGUUCAAUUCCAUUUAUUGGUUUCAGAAACCGGCAAAAAAAUAAAUGAUUCAGACAAGCCAUUCGGGUGAUGGUUCAUGUCGAAUUUCCGAACUCAAGUUAACCGCAUCGGCAAUUGAUGCCACGCUCAACACCUAGAGUAUCUCUAAAUGGUAGCCGACGAGGUCAAGUAUCCCGCCGGGUUCGGCUUCAAAGAUGUCGUAUCCCAUGGCAUCUCGGGCCUUGUCGUCCUCGACAAGUCUUCACAAACUGUCAUCAAAACACCCCUCUUCGAUGACUGCGAGGUUGCCCUGUCCCGGGAGCGUCAUAUCUAUGAACGGCUCACACAACGGGGCGGCCAUGAACGGAUUCUUCGCUAUCACGGCACCGUUGAAUCCGGUAUCCGACUAGAAUAUGCGCCAAACGGUGACAUCCGCCGUACAUUAUGCGCCCAAGAGAAGGAGCCUAGCAUGAAGACUACCCCCAAACAGCAUCAACAAUGGGCCCUCCAGAUUGCCGAGGCUCUCGCCUUCAUCCAUUCCGCCGGAGUUGUCCACGGCGAUCUCACCUGCCACAACAUCUUUCUGGACGAGAACUUCAACGCCAAGGUUGCCGACUUCGCCGGCUCUUCGCUGGACGGUACCGAUCUGCUGGUUUGCGUCGCCGCCAGCCACGAAUACCCCGGUCCAACAUUAUCUGUCAAAGGGGAUAUCUUCGCAUUCGGGUCGGUUAUCUACGAAAUCACUACCGGAGCCGCCCCUUACAAAGAGCUGUCCGACGACGAGAUCGAGGCUCGGUAUAAGAGAGGGGAGUUUGCAGACACAGCUUCGCUGGGUCAAAUGGGGGUUGUUAUCCAAAAAUGCUGGAGGGGGCAGUAUGAUGGAUUUGAGGCAAUUAUCCAGGACCUAAAAGCCCAAGGGGAGAACCCUAUUAUGCCUGCCACAUGAAGCAUCAAGACAACGGUCCUGGCUGUCGCCGUAGCCGUCGCGACCACUUUACUCAUCCGCACUACUUUAUCAGCACGCGAUCGUCUAUCAUGACCACUUCGAGGGGGGUGGGGGGGGAUGCUUACCGGCCCAGGCAGAGAGAACAAAACCGAUAUUCAAGAGAGGCACCUCGGACACUUGCCAGGCUUCCUAUAUGUUCCCGUGAGGAUGAUCUUGCCGUUCGCUCCUU
Molecule: messenger RNA, 1327 nt
Organism: Chaetomium fimeti
Lineage: Eukaryota; Fungi; Ascomycota; Sordariomycetes; Sordariales; Chaetomiaceae
Product: kinase-like domain-containing protein
Exons: 2
Coding region: 322-1098 (258 amino acids)
Biological process (GO): protein phosphorylation
Molecular function (GO): protein serine/threonine kinase activity; ATP binding
Source: RefSeq, a predicted model, not a curated record